Messenger RNA from Rotaria sp. Silwood2, 2403 nucleotides. The record is from the annotation of a GenBank genome assembly. NCBI's taxonomy places the organism in Eukaryota, Metazoa, Rotifera, Eurotatoria, Philodinida, Philodinidae.
AUGAAACCACGUUAUAAUCUUCGUACUCAAUCAAUUAAAUCUCAGCUUAUAACAAAAACUAAAAAAUCUCCUUCAAUAUUAACAUCUCGAGUGACUAAAAAAUUCAAAUCUCGUCAUUCGAAUUCUGUAAUCAAUCAGGAAAAUCGUCGUCAUAGUUUACGUUUAACAUCAGCUGUUAAAGAAAUAAAAGCUCCAUUUACUAUUCAUGAAACUAUACCAAAAUGGCGUCAAGCAGAGAAUGAUACUGAAGAUGAAAAUCCAUCAAUAAAUAAUGAUGAUAGUUAUGAUGAUUUACUUGCUCGACAUCAUCGACACAUGCUUGAAGAACAAAAAGAUCGAAAACUUUAUGAACGUUAUGUUCGUGGUCAACGAAGUCUCCGUCGUUUACAAUGUCGUCGUACACACACAGCACAUUUAAAUGAAGCGACUAGAAAUCGUUUAUUACGUGAAUUAGAACGUGAACGCUGUUAUGCUAUUCGAGAUAAAAUUUGUGCAUAUCUUGCCAAUCAUACAAUUGUAUUUCAACAUGGAUGUAAUAUAGAAUCGAAAGAACCUAUAAAUUGGUCAAGACUUGAAGAAGAAAUUCCUCAUAAUAGAAAUAUUGGUACAAUACAUCAAUUAGACGUAAUGAUUGGUAAUUUAAAAAAAGUUAUACGAAAUUCAAAAUCUUCUAUAUCAAAACCUCGAUUAUCUGUCCGUGAACGACAAAAACAACGUUUAGCAUCUAAGACUCUCAGUACUUCAAUUAAAUCAGAUGUUUCACAAACAAAUGAAAUCGAUCCAUCACUUGUCAUAUCAAACUCAACUUUGAAUAUACCAUCACAAUUACCAAUAGUAUCUUUUUCACCUCGUGUACCCAUUGUUCGAUUUAUCGAUGAUCAAUAUAAUAAAAUACCAAUAAGUAAUUCCCAACAUUUAACAUGUAUACAAAAUGUUUUAUCACAUAAUGAACAAUCGAAUAAUAAUUCUAAUAACAGACUUGUAACUAAUGAAAUGUCAACGUCUAUUUCUAUUAGAAAAUUAGUUCUACGUCCGAAAUCGACACAUAUCAAUUUAUCAGAUUCAUCUCCAACGAAAAAACGACCAUUGGAAAAAGAAAAUUAUAGUGUUGUGACAAAUUCAUCAAAUAAUAAUACACACUCAAAUAGUAUUUUGAAAAAUACAUCAUCACCAAUGGUAUCGAUCAAAUAUACCACGUCUCAUUCGUCGUCUCGUUCCUAUCCAAAUACGAGAAAACAUCCAAUGAUUAAUAAUUCAUUAACAACACGUCGACAAACAAGACUUUCGGGUGAUUAUCGUAAUUGUGAUAUACCUUUCUGGACUGUUCAAACUAUUCUACAAUAUGCUUCUGAACUAGAAGAUUUUGAUUUCAUCUAUUAUACGGGUGAUUUACCACCUCACAAUGUAUGGAAUCAAUCUCGUGCAGAUCAGCUAUAUGCGAUUAAAACUAUUAAUCAAUUAUUAGCUACGACCUUUCCUAAUAAAACUUUCUAUCCAGCAGUUGGAAAUCAUGAAGCAGCACCUUGCAAUAUGUUUCCGACACCUAUGGUUCGAUCAGACAAUAUUUCAUGGUUGUACGAAGCAUUAGCUGAUAGCUGGUUCACACUUGGUUUACCAUCUGAUACACGUGAUACUAUCACACGUGGCGCUUUCUAUACAACAAUUGUACGUCCUGGUUUACGAUUAAUAUCACUCAAUAUGAAUUAUUGUUCAUCCGAAAAUUAUUGGUUAUUUAUCAAUGCAACUGAUCCGUUGGGUCAACUUCAAUGGUUGAUACAAUGGUUACAAUAUGCUGAAGAUCAUGACGAGAAAGUUCAUAUUAUUGGACAUCAUCCACCACGUUCUUGUUUAGCAGCUUUUAGCUGGAAUUUUCAUAAAAUUAUCAAUCGAUAUGAAAAUACUAUUGCGGGUCAAUUUUAUGGUCAUACACAUAAUGAUGAAUUUAUUGUGUUUUAUGAUGAAAUUGAAAAACAACGACCUGUAUCAAUGGCCUAUGUAACACCUUCAUUGACUACACAAUCAUUCUUAAAUCCAGGUUAUCGUGUUUAUACAAUGGACGGUGCCUAUCCAGAUUGUUCAUAUUGGGUACUUGAUCAUCGUACAAUGAUUAUGAACUUAACUGCAUCGAAUAUGUAUAAUAGAAGUAUUCUAAUUAAUGAAUAUGAAGCUCGAAAUGCCUAUCAAAUGGAAAAUUUAUUUCCUGCAGAUUGGGACAAUCUUAUUCAAAGAAUGAAAAAUGAUAUUGAUGGUCCCUUAAUGAGUUUAGCAUAUACGUAUUAUACAAAAUCGUAUGCUACCGGAGCCAAGUGUAAUCAUGAUUGUCGAAAAGGUUUAUUAUGCAAUUUUAUGACAGGCCGUUCUGAUGAUCCUCAUGCCUGUGACUCUAUUCCAACUUAUCGUUAA